AUUUAACCCAAAGAUUUUGGUAGUGUAAUGUAUCCCAUAAUAUAAGGGAGAAAACUCUUACCCGGAAGUCAAGUUGCAAAAUGGCGUCGGUGUCAGAACCCCUACAUUUGGAUAAAGAUAUAAAGAGAGCCAUUGAACUAUUGGAGGUCCUUCAGAAAAAUAGCAGUGUAAACCCUCAGAAAUUGGUUGCUCUCCAGAGAGUUUUGCAGAGUGAUUUUCUCAAUGCUGUCCGUGAGGUGUAUGAAAGUGUGUACGACACGGUUGAUAUUAGCGGGAAUCCUGAAGUGAGGGCCAAUGCAACAGCAAAGGCCACUGUUGCAGCUUUUGCUGCUAGCGAGGGACAUGCACAUCCCCGUGUGGUCGAGCUGCCAAAGACAGAGGAAGGUCUGGGCUUCAACGUGAUGGGAGGCAAGGAGCAGAACUCGCCAAUUUACAUCUCUCGCAUCAUCCCUGGUGGUGUGGCAGACAGAGUUGGAGGUCUCAAACGUGGUGACCAGCUUAUUUCAGUGAAUGGAGUGAGUGUGGAAGGUGAACAUCAUGAAAAGGCAGUAGAGCUUCUUAAGCAAGCACAUGGCAAGGUGCGACUGGUUGUACGCUACACGCCCCAGGUACUGGACGAGCUUGAGGCCAGAUUUGACAAGACCCGCACCUCCAAACGACGCACGCCUUAAGGACACGAAACACUCCUUUGCCAUUGUGGCAAGUUGAUAUAUCACCAUAAAACAUUUAUACAGCACCUGAACUUAUCCAUUGUAAAAUGGCCUACAGUGUGCGGUAGCUUAAACAUGUUGUAUUUUUGUCAUAAACAUAUAAUCUCAGUAAAUAAAAAAAGAAUUUUGAUUAAAUUUUUAUUUUCAUAUCGCUUUUAUUCUGUUUAUGUAUUUAUAGUAUUGGCUUCUUAAUAUACAAUUAACAUGCAUGGUAAGACUUAUCAGUUCCAAUGCAGCUAAUUAUAAAUUGUUUAUUAAAAUUCCUUUUAGGUUAAUGUUGUGAAUUAUUUUAUCACUGUGGCCGCAGUAACCAAAAUUUGACACAAACUUCAACUUUAAUUGUAUUUUUGUGUGACCCACUAUUUUGAAACGCAGCAUUAAGUCGAGUUACAAUAUCUCUAUGAUAUAUUAUAAUUGAAGAAAACCAGAGACAAAGCGAUAAUUAAAAAGUAUUUACUGUCAGUAGCAAAAGCAUUAUCAGCUUUACUAAGGUAUUCCAGAAAUUCUAUUUUAGUCUUUUGACGGUUGAUUGUGAACCUGGAUCAGCUUGAAAUUGAUUGUUCAUUGGCUACCCUUUCUCUGUUUGAACAAUCACAUCACAUCUGUUGGUUUGUAAAACAGAGUUGUUGCAUUAAAUAUCAUUGUGUUAGUUACCAACUUCCAAAAUGUAUUAGCAUGUUUUUGUUGUUAAAUAGCAUCUGAUUCUCAUUAUCAUUUUGUACCACAUUUUAUGCAACGUUUCAAAGAAAUCUGUUGGUUAAUCGGCAAAAGAUUUGCUAGAAACACAAUUCAAAAUAAGGUAUUAUAUAAAAUGACUACUUAUAUGUAUGCAUGGAUGUGAUGUGUCAAAUUUGUUUCCUGCAUUUAUUAUGUUACAUGUAUCUACUGUAGUGUAUAUUUAACAUUCCCAUUUUAAAAAGAAUUGUGGUAAUAUCAAUUUCUGGUUGUGGUAUCUUAUUAUUGCAACAUUUGUUUUAAUAUCUUGUAGUUUACAUGUAGAAUUUUGAAUGGACAGGUUUCACAUUCCCAAUUUAAGAGAUUAUCAAGGUGUAAUAACAUUCUGCCAAGUCCAAAACAAGGCUAGAGAUGUACAUUUGUAACUGUUCUUCAUGUAUAGUGGUAACUAUUAUCUGCAUGUAUGAAGUGGUCAUUCAACGUUUAUUACCAAUAAAUAAUUAAUUGAAUUUACUUCCAUAUAAGAAAAAUUAACUAAUACUUUGAACAUUACGAUAUAGUCAUUAAAUUAUUAAAGGGCUUCCACAUCCGUAACCUCAUUCUCAAAUUGCUUACCUAGGGGAAGAGGGGGGGGGGGGACUUUUACUGAAUGCAAUAUUGGGAAUGUGAAAAGUUUUUUGUAAUAUAAAUGUUUGUUAAUAAAAAUACAAACUAGUUUGUGUUUAAUUGUUUGAUAACAUUUGAAAAAGAUUAUAUGUUCUGACUUUUUGCUCAGUAUAACUCUGGUAUCAAGAAAUAGUAUGUGACUAAAGACUACAUAACCAUCCCUGCUUUGAAUACCUUUAAGACAUCUUAAAAUGUAUUUAAUAAUAUAUGUCUUGAUGACCUUGAUCAAAUUAAUACUUAUCCACAAAAUGCG
Dreissena polymorpha is the source of this 2304-nucleotide messenger RNA. Its product is annotated as protein lin-7 homolog C-like. The coding region runs from base 81 to 671 and encodes 196 amino acids. The transcript has 6 exons. NCBI's taxonomy places the organism in Eukaryota, Metazoa, Mollusca, Bivalvia, Myida, Dreissenidae. Gene Ontology annotation, biological process: protein localization to basolateral plasma membrane; neurotransmitter secretion; maintenance of epithelial cell apical/basal polarity. The record is from RefSeq and is a predicted model, not a curated record. Gene Ontology annotation, cellular component: cell-cell junction; synapse; basolateral plasma membrane. Gene Ontology annotation, molecular function: protein binding.